This is a messenger RNA of Teleopsis dalmanni, 776 nucleotides long. RefSeq lists its product as uncharacterized. Lineage: Eukaryota; Metazoa; Arthropoda; Insecta; Diptera; Diopsidae. The coding region runs from base 85 to 732 and encodes 215 amino acids. The record is from RefSeq and is a predicted model, not a curated record. The transcript has a single exon.
UUUUAUUAUUUUCCAUAGUUUGGUCCUUAAACCUUUGAUACAUAUUAAAAUUUUCAGUACUUUGAUCUUUUUUGAAUACAAAAAAUGCCUAUCGGAAGAGCAGUUAUUACUUAUCUGGACGAACUCUUCAGUGAACACCACAUUUGGAUUGCACUUCAAAGUUUCUUAGUAUUGGUUACGUUGGGCUUCUUUCACUAUCAAUUAGAGUCUAACCAAUGUGAUUUGAUGUGCUGGAUAAAAACCAUAGAGGAGAACAUAGAUAAUAUUUUCUAUAUGUUAUCUCUGCUUAAUAUGCUUUUAGUAGUUGGCGUUCCUUAUUAUAUAAUUGAACUUGUGACGCGAGCUAACUGCAAACUUAUCCUAUCAGAGGUAAAAGUUCUACAGAAGCGGUAUGCAACUUACAUCUUCAUACAGCUGAUGGCACGGAUCGAUGAAAUCUAUGACAAACUUCCACAGAUUGCAACAAACGAACAACAAAGCGAUGCAGAUUUAAUAUUAAAUGAGCAAGUCAUUGAGGCACGAGAGAAGCUAAUUGACGUCAUAAACGAUUUCAAACAGAAAGCCAUCAAAUUAUAUUCCAUUUCUGAAGAAGAAGCGAGCACUCCAUUUGAAGACUUGUAUUUCAUCAAUGAAAACGAUAGUAAAUUAGCGCCGUACUAUGAGAUGAAAAUUUCUGUUGAUCUAGAUUUUAUUAGUUUUCUAAUGCAUCGAGAUUUUGUUUAUAUAAAUUAAAUCAAGAAUAAAGUUAGUUUUCACAAAAAGUUGUCAUAAAAUAA